This is a messenger RNA of Betta splendens (Siamese fighting fish), 812 nucleotides long. It is a transcript of the gene srp19, whose product is annotated as signal recognition particle 19. The coding region runs from base 188 to 613 and encodes 141 amino acids. Gene Ontology annotation, molecular function: 7S RNA binding. Gene Ontology annotation, cellular component: signal recognition particle, endoplasmic reticulum targeting. Gene Ontology annotation, biological process: SRP-dependent cotranslational protein targeting to membrane; SRP-dependent cotranslational protein targeting to membrane, signal sequence recognition. The record is from RefSeq and is a predicted model, not a curated record. NCBI's taxonomy places the organism in Eukaryota, Metazoa, Chordata, Actinopteri, Anabantiformes, Osphronemidae. The transcript has 5 exons.
CCGCUUCAAAAGAUCGACGCUGAGUGGGAGGUCUCGAGUUGGACAUCUCUAGGUGGUUGUCAACUGGCAGGGAAUACACCGCAAAGCUGCCAUAUGAAUGGGUGCUUUACUUUAUGAGGAUCUAAACACGCCACAGAUAGAACGGCGCCGCUAGUGCCUGUCUGCGGAUUCAAAUUCAACCACAACAAUGGCUCAUCUAACGCAAAACCCCGCCGAGAAGGAGAGGUUCAUCUGUAUUUACCCAGUUUACAUCAACAGUAAGAAGACGCUGGCUGAGGGACGAAGGAUUAGCACAGAGAAGGCUGUAGAGAAUCCGUCCUGUGCUGAGAUCAGAGACGUCCUGACGGCUGCUGGGAUGAACGUUUAUGUGGAGAACAAAAUGCACCCCAGGGAGUGGAACAGGGACGUCCAGUUCAGAGGUCGUGUACGUGUUCAACUGAAAGAAGAAGACGGCAGUUUCUGUCAGGAAAAGUUUGGCUCCCGUAAAGACCUGAUGUUUUACGUAGCAGAGAUGAUCCCCAAACUAAAGACUCGGACACAGAAGAGUGGAGGAGGAGACGCCAGCUCUCAGCAGGGAGAGGGAGGGAAGAAGAGCAAGAAGAAAAAGAAAUAGAUAUUGACCCCACUUUUUGUUUUUGUGAAGGGGCCAUGAAAUCUCAAACUCAUUAAUCUGUACAGAAGCUCCCGAUAAAAACACUUUGGUAAUUUAGGAAAUAGGAGACACGUAAAGUGAUGAAGACGAGCAUCUCUUUGUUUUACCUUUAACUUGCAGUCAGUUAAGUACAGAUGAAUAAAAUGUACAAAAAAUUGAA